This is a messenger RNA of Eriocheir sinensis (Chinese mitten crab), 1414 nucleotides long. Its product is annotated as neogenin-like. The record is from RefSeq and is a predicted model, not a curated record. Bases 1 to 1260 code for a protein of 419 amino acids. Gene Ontology annotation, molecular function: protein binding. Gene Ontology annotation, biological process: cell-cell adhesion. The transcript is spliced from 9 exons. Lineage: Eukaryota; Metazoa; Arthropoda; Malacostraca; Decapoda; Varunidae.
AUGGUUUCUAAGAGCCUGGACUACAACACGUGCGUCAACUCUGCCUGGCUGGACGAGGAGCGCACGCAGGGCUACACGUUUGUGGUGAAGAAGGACGCGGCGCGCUGGCUGGUGGUGCUGCUCACGGUUCUUGUUGUGUGUGGGAUUGACAUUGCCAUCAAGUCACUCUCCAAAUGCAAAUACACCGGGCUCCAGAGGUGUAUCCUUGCUGCUGCGGCUGCCCGUGGCUGCCGGCAGUGGCAUCCAUCAGGUCAAGUGAUACCUGAAUGGAGCCAAGGUGUCCCGUGUGGUGAGGCUCAAGACCCUGAUGAGCAGGGCCGUGGGGGUGACCUCCUCUGUGCUGGGAGGCCGGGCCAUGGGAGAGGUCAGGUCGUGGGCAAGGUCUGUGGCCGUGAGCUGACCACCAAGAUGCUGCUGCCCACGGUGCCAGCCAUGGCCAAGGGCAGGGUGGCCAAGACUACAGAUGAUGGGCCACUCCUAGACAAAGAGGACCUGGACACACUGUUCUGCGGCACCAGCAGCAGCAGCCUGCACAUCCAUGGCCUGCAGGAGGAGGACGAGGGGACGUACAGGUGCCGGGCGGAGAACAGGGAGGACUCGCUCGAUGCCGUGGCCCACAUACAGGUCCAAGUUGCUCCUAGGUUUCUGAGGCAGCCGGCCAACGCUCUCGCCUAUGAGAAGGAGAACGUAGAGCUGGAGUGCAGCGUGUACGGCCAGCCAGAGCCCUCGCUCCACUGGCUCAAGAACGGCGAGCUGCUGGUGGAGACGGAAUACCUUCAGAGUGUGAGCGGCAACAACCUGCAGAUCCUUGGCCUGGUGCGCCAGGAGGACUCCGGGAUGUACCAGUGUGUGGCGCACAGCUCGCCGGGGACGCCCAGCUGUGUGUCCUUGAGUCAAAGAACGCGUCCAGAACGUGAGUGGAGCUCCUCCAGCGAGGGACGGGAUGAAUACAAGACCCAGAUCAGCAACCUAAGUCCCGGGAGUAACUACAUGGUGCGGGUGGCGGCUUACACCUCCGGCGGCCUGGUGGGCGCCUCCAUACAUGAGGUGCGGGUGUUCACCAAGCCGGACCUGGACCUGCCCUCCGCCUCAGAGUCUGAAAGUUGUCUCCACCUCACCCACCAGUCUGGAGGCCACUUGGUCGCCGCCCGUACUGGCCAAAACGCCCAUCACGGGAUACACCAUGUUCUAUACGCAGUUUUCUCCUCAGGUUGGGUCAGCAGAAGAACACGAAGUAAAGGUCACUGGCACGUCACAUGACCUCCAAGGCCUGGACCAGUUCACUGAGCACAGCGUGUGGCUCACCGCCGUCAACAGUAAUGGCGGGGGAGACGCCACCCCGGAGGUCACUGCCAGAACCUUCUCAGACGUGCCCUCAAAGGAGCCUCAGAAUGUGAGCGUUGAGGCUGCCAGA